Messenger RNA from Panicum hallii, 4716 nucleotides. Its product is annotated as RNA polymerase II C-terminal domain phosphatase-like 4. The coding region runs from base 557 to 2209 and encodes 550 amino acids. Lineage: Eukaryota; Viridiplantae; Streptophyta; Magnoliopsida; Poales; Poaceae. The transcript is spliced from 15 exons. Gene Ontology annotation, molecular function: RNA polymerase II CTD heptapeptide repeat phosphatase activity. The record is from RefSeq and is a predicted model, not a curated record. Gene Ontology annotation, cellular component: nucleus.
CCCCGCUCCCUGGCGUGUCCAUCCACCGUCGCGCGGCUCCCCAGGCGUCCCCGCCCGUCCCCGGCCGCCGCCGCCCAAGCGCCGCCGGUCCCCGUCCCCGACCGCGGCCGCCGAGGCGCAGGCGCGGCGCCUCCCUUUUCCCGGCCGCGGCCGCCGGCGCUGCUCGGCCCCGGCCGCGGCCGCCCGACCGCCGGUUCCAGGCCCCAUCCCCGCCCGUGGCUGGUCCUGCUCCGUCGCUCCCUGCCCAGCGCCGCCGCUCCUCGCGCGCGACCGGCUGCGCCGCCGCUCCCCUCCUUUAGAAAGAAAAAGAUAAAGAAAUCUCUCUUGACUCCGCGGCCGUUGGGCUUAUUUUGGGGAGAACAAGUAAUUUACUUGCUGCCACACUACCGCUACUCUGGACAGAACCAGAAAAGCCCACCUCGCUUCCUCUCCGUUUUCGUUUCCCAUCCCUUGUUCCUGCUGUUUCUCCGCCUCUUCGCCUCUUCGUCUUCGGGCUCCUCCGUUCCCCACCCACCCUCCCAACGAGCUCCUUCCCUUGUGCCCUCGGCGCCGCGCCAUGAGCCUCGCUGAGGCGCCGUCGCCGUCCCCAUCGUCGUCGAGCGGAAGCGACGACUUCGCCGCCCUCCUCGACGCCGAGCUCGAGCUCGCCUCCGGCGCCGACUCCGCCUUCCCCGGCGACCCCUCCUCCGCCUCGCUCACCACCGACGACGAGGGCGAGGAGGAGGAUUCAGAGGAGGAGGUGGAAGUUGAAGUACCAGAACAGAACGGUGCUAAAAGGCGUAGAGUGGAGGAACAACGCCAAGAUCAAGGAAUAUCAAUUAGGCCUGACAAAAUUGCCACUGGUCCAUCUAAAAACGUUGAAGUUAAGUUAUGUCCACAUCCUGGAUAUUUUGGUGGACUUUGCUUUAGAUGUGGCAAGCCACAAGAUGAGGAAGAUGUUUCAGGAGUUGCUUUUGGUUACAUCCACAAGGGCUUGAGGCUAGGUACUUCAGAAAUCGACAGAUUACGUGGCGCUGAUUUGAAGAAUCUGCUGCGUGAAAGAAAAUUAGUGCUUAUUUUAGACCUGGAUCAUACACUGAUCAACUCAACCAAACUCCAAGAUAUUUCUUCUGCUGAAAAUGAGUUGGGUAUUCGGACAGCUGCUCUAAAAGAUGAUCCGGACAGAAGCAUCUUCACGCUAGAUUCAAUGCAGAUGCUGACAAAGUUGAGACCAUUUGUCCGUAAAUUUUUGAAAGAAGCAAGCAAUAUGUUUGAAAUGUAUAUAUACACCAUGGGUGACAAAGCUUAUGCAAUUGAAAUAGCAAAGCUUCUUGACCCUACUAAUGUCUAUUUUCCUUCAAAAGUGAUUUCGAACUCGGAUUGCACUCAGCGACAUCAGAAAGGUCUUGAUGUGAUUCUUGGGGCUGAAAGUGUUGCCGUGAUUCUUGAUGACACUGAAUAUGUCUGGCAGAAUCAUAAAGAAAAUCUAAUUCUGAUGGAGAGAUAUCAUUACUUUGCUUCAAGCUGCCGCCAAUUUGGUUUUGGUGUUAGAUCUUUGUCGGAGUCUAUGCAAGAUGAAAGGGAGAUUGAUGGUGCUUUGGCUACAGUUUUAGAUGUCUUGAAGCGCAUACAUGCGAUUUUCUUUGACACGGCUGCUGAAACUGAUCUUUCUUUACAGGAUGUAAGACAGGUGAUCAAGACGGUACGGAAAGAAGUACUGAAAGGCUGCAAACUAGUCUUCAGUCGGGUGUUCCCGAACAACGCUCACCCACAGGAGCAGAUGAUGUGGAAGAUGGCCGAGCAUCUGGGUGCCGUUUGCUCCACAGACGUGGAUUCCACAGUGACCCAUGUCGUGGCUGUGGAUCUGGGAACAGAGAAGGCCCGCUGGGCUGUAGGCAACAAGAAGUUUUUGGUCCACCCGCGCUGGAUUGAAGCCGCCAAUUUCCGAUGGCACCGACAACCGGAGGAAGAUUUUCCUGUCCUUCCACCGAAGGAAAAGAGCAGAGAUAAAGUGAAUGCUGUGACUGGCCAGAAGGAAACGAGCAAAGAUAAAGAAGAAAAUGCUGUAGCUGGCGAGAAGGAAACGAGCAACGAUAGGAAAGAAAAUGACGUAGCUGGCCAGAAUGAAACGAGCAAUGAUCAAGAUGGAAAUGAUGUAGACGGCCAGAAGAAGGAUGACACCAAAGAAAACGCUGUGGCAACUACUGCUACAGGUCCUGCUGACUUGUAAGCUCUGUAGGGUUCGAAAGGUGUCUGACAUACAGUGUAGGCGUGUGCAGGUUUGUGGGGACGGACCGCGGAGAUUGCUUUUGUUACCCGCUCGUGCAGGUCCAGGAUGUUAAAACUGGUCCACACGAAAUUUUGCUGCUGACCUGAGAUACUGAUUGGGCCUCCGGCCAUAUGACUUUUGGUAUGAUGACACUACAGAAGUUUAAGGAAAUUGAUGUGGUUACUAGAACAUUACUGAUCUCUGGCAUGGUGUCCAACUUGGUUUUGAAAACCUGCUUUACAUUUACUUAGUUUAUCAGUGACAAGCCCACCUAGCAUGGUCGAAGUAGGCUUGUAAAACAGUGUUCCACAAUCAUGCCGUUCUGCUUUUCUUGUGAUAUAUCUGAAAUGACUGGAUUUGUGCACAAGGUGCCAAACUUCGGCUGGAAAGUUGCUUCACCUGUUCUUAGUUCAUCUGCCACCAGCCACCUAGCAGACUUGUAAAAUGGUGCUCAGCAUUCUUGUAGUUCUGCUUUUCUUCUGACAUCUAUGAGAUACAUGGAAUUUGUGGUGUAUUCUCUUUGUUUUAUCUGUUACAUUGUGGACUAAGUCAGCCUAGCAGUAUGCUUUCCUUUUACACUUGUCUUACUGUCAUUAAAUCAUGACUGUCCUUUUUUCUGCUCUGAGAUCUUUGUGUUUCUUAAUUGCGAUGUUCGUCCUAGGAAUUCCAUCAUCACAUGACCUGUUUUAUGAUCAUUCAUUGAUGGAUGAUGAUGAGGGCACUGGACUUUUUGAAUGGGAAAGGCACCCACCAAGUAAGAAAAUCUUCAACUCAAAUGGCACUUUUGAUGCUUCUGCUUGGUCUUUCGACACUGUAGAUGAUUCAGAGAAAAGGAAGAGCCCAAUAAGGAUUUGGAGAAUCUACUUGUAUCUGUUGAAGAAUCAUGCUUGUCUGCUGCAGCAAUGAAGAAACCAUCACCAUCAGUAAAGAAUGAGAUGAACCAGAAGGAUGAGUUUCAUAUAAGCUUGGAUAAGCUAGAUAUUCCAGAUAUGGAUGCACAUCUUCAUGGGAGGUCACUAUUUAACAAUCCAGAAAAGGUGGGUAGAAAAGGAACAGCAGAUCAGAAGAUAUUUGGAACAAAUUAUUGUCCAGAAAGUGUUACUGAGCGGCCAAGAACUCAAGAGCUGAGCUGCCGUUUAUCACUUAACGAGAAAUUUUCCAAUUGGGGUAUCCAUGUUAGUAAUGACACUUUUCGGGGCGAUCUUGAGUUUAGUGGUCUACUUGCUAGAAAAAGCAGUGGUGGUAAGAAUGAAGUCAAGAUUGAGGCGUCUGAGAAAGGCUGUUGACAGAAACACAUCGGAUCUCUGCAGAUCACAAAAAUGAGAUGAAUGGAACUGAAACAAGUUCUAAUGGCUCAGAAGUGUCCAAUUGUUCUGAAGCGCAGAAGGAAACUUCAGCAGCAGCAACACAAAUUCCUGCGAACUUAAGCUGUCUUCAGGAAACCUCAGCAGAAUCGUUCCAAGUUCAAACUCAUGUUAGACCUGUAACAGGAGAAAAGCUAGACAAUCCUGGCGUUGACUUCAAAGCUCCAAUGCAUUCGAGAAGCAAGAUUCAUGAUGUUGGAGAUCAUUCUAAACUAAAUGCAAUGUUCCAAUCUCCUUUCAUUGGAGAGGAGGUGGGGAUUGAGAAGAAGAUCAUAGCAAGUGUGUCACCAGACAACAGUGAUGUUCAGUAUCAGUUUAUGCUUGAACAACGUGUUCUCCAGCGGCUUUGUGUUCAGAAGAUACUGGUGCCUACACCAAUGAAGGACAAGCUAGAAAAGGAUACACGAUUUAGGAUAGUGGAAGAUGGACCUCAUGCCCUUCCGAAAAGCGUCUAACAGGGGGAGGAAAUGAUGAUGUAGGGGAGGAAGGAACUCAUUUGACUCCCGUAAAUGCAGGAUCAAGCACCUACAUGUGCCUUAUGGGCUCCUUUUUAAGUGCACCUCACUCUUUGAUAAUGUCUGUUUGAAAAUAAUAAUGUUUCCUUCACCCAUCAGUUUCGUAGUGUUGGUUUUCACCACAAGCUCGACUCAUCGUACACCUGUGGACUUGAGAUCUGUGAAUUUAUGUCUGUUAGUAACUCUGGGAGGGUUGUCUGAUGUUAUACAGUGUUAAUGUAUUAGAUUUCUGAACAUUAAGUAAAGUUCCUCGGAAGCUACAGAAAUGUAGCCUAUUCGAUUUUGCAAGCAAAAUGUACCAGAGAUUUUCUAUUCUGAACUUCAACUCUCACACUGGCAGAUCCCCCAGUGGAAACCUUCUUUCCCCCUGAAAUGUGGACACUAUUGAAUUGGUAUUGUAAAGACAAAAUCAGAUCAAUGUCUGUUUUGAACCUCGACAUCAGAUCAGUCUAUUUGAUUAUGGCACAAUUCUAGGUGAAGGUCUGCGACAGUGUAUGCAAACAAUUGUAGCUUUACCUGCUUCAGGUACUGGCUCCCAGUUGAACUACAUUAUCUUUUAGUAAUCGCAAACGGACUCUUGUGACUUCAA